Messenger RNA from Pelmatolapia mariae (spotted tilapia), 3355 nucleotides. Its product is annotated as protein phosphatase 1 regulatory subunit 12B-like. The coding region runs from base 555 to 1097 and encodes 180 amino acids. Gene Ontology annotation, molecular function: protein kinase binding; enzyme inhibitor activity; phosphatase regulator activity. Lineage: Eukaryota; Metazoa; Chordata; Actinopteri; Cichliformes; Cichlidae. The record is from RefSeq and is a predicted model, not a curated record. Gene Ontology annotation, cellular component: A band; cytoplasm; Z disc. The transcript has 7 exons.
GAAAGCAGGAGAGGGAGGGAGAUGGCAGAGAGUGUAUAACUUUGGGGAACUCAGGAAGAGGCAGCAAAGGGAACAAACUUUUUCUCUCUUGUCUUGUUUUGGACUUUUGUGCAUUUCAUAGCGGACUUCAGUGCUGACAGAGCAGAACAAGGGAUACUCAUUCGUUUGCUUUCUUCAUUGAAUUGUUCUUUUUCUUUAGAUCUCCAGAGAUUAUUUUGUUUUGUGGUUCUUUUUAACAUUUUUAUCUGCUUGUUGUUUAACUGCCUGAGAUUUGAAGAAGGCGUGACCACACAUUUGAAAUCCUUCCAGAUUUAGCAGCAACUGUGUCCACUUCUGGGACAUUUGUGGCUGCACUGAAACACCAAACAGACAUAUAAACACACACACACACACACACACCUGUUGUUGCUGAGGAUUCCCCAGGAGCACGGUCAUGGACAUCUGUGUCCCUGUUGCUUGAGGGAAUCUGUGCGUGUGUGCAGCUGUUAUCUGGUGGUGGCCUCGGUGAAUGUUACAGUAGAAGCUGAUCUGCCUGUCCGGGGUAGAGGAGGGAGAUGUCAUCCUACUACCCACGCACCAAGGACCUGACUCGCACCAGGAAGUCACUGACAGAAUCGCCACCAUCGUCUCCGUCCCCUACAGAAAAAAACUACAGACAUGACAGAGUGUCAAGAUUUGAUUCCAUUGGAGAGAGUGCUACAGACAAGUCACUGGGCCGCACCAGCUCAUACACGCGCAGAGAGGCAAGGCUGGCUGCACUGAAUAAACAGGAACAAGACUCCACUGCCAAAGACUAUAAGAAGAUGUAUGCAGAAGCUUUGCAUGAAAAUGCAAAACUCAAGUCCAGGUUGCAGGAGAGCAAACAAGAGCUAGCCAAGAUACGUUCCCAACUGGAGAAAGUCACUCAGAGACACGACACAAUAUCUGAAAGAUCUUCAGUACUUGAAUCAGAAAAAAGGGAAAAACAAACCCUUGAGAAAAGAGUGUCAGACAUGGAGGAGGAAUUAAAGGUCUUAACAGAGCUCAAGUCAGACAACCAGAGACUAAAGGAUGAAAAUGGUGCUCUCAUUCGAGUCAUCAGCAAACUGUCAAAAUGAAAAAGAUAUCUGAUGCUCCUCUUGUGUGUCUGUGGACCCUCCAACCCUGAAAUAGCGGUGUCAUUAUCCACAAGGUCCCAGGUUUUGACUCGUAUCUGAGUUACUGUAUGGUGACAGGCUAGUUUGGUUGCAUUUUCAGAAACAUCCUACUAAUUCCUGUUAGAACUUGUGAAGAUCCAAAGAGAAGUGUUAGCAAUCUUCAGUUAAUUUUACCAUUAUUAAAAUUAAAGUUUCAACUAUUUUUUUCCUUCAUUAUAUGUUGUUUGUUUUAGGAAUAUUUGUCACGUGUAUGAAAUAGGGACCAGGUGUACUGUUGACAUUUCAAAUCCAAACAAAUGCAUCAGAUUGCGUGAGGCUACUGUACCUAAUAAUAUGCCAUAUAACAUUUUGACACUUUUACUUUGGUUGUUACUUGUGCACUCCAUAAUCGUGUUUUAAUAUAUUUUUUAUUUGAAAGAGAAGACAGUCAUUGACUUAGACUGUUUGGAACCGUAGCUUUCUCCUUUCUUGACCUAGUAUCUCAUUUCUCCUUUAUUAUGAUGUGAGACGUUAAAGACGUUAAAAACUUAUCACAAAAACACUUUGACUUGCUUUCACUCUAGGCUAAAGAUAGUGAAGCUUCAUAAAAUGCAUGUUUUGGGGUGUGUUUGCUUCAAUUGACAACAUUCUCAGGUUUGUCACUCAGCUGUUGCUGCUCGCCACAGUUGAGUGCCUCGCAGAUGUGGAUUUCCUUGGAAAUCUGUGGGUGUUUUUCUACGGUUGCAGGGAUGCAUGAAUGUGAUGCACUUGACAAACCUUUGGAAAAACUAUCAUUCUAACAGGUCAGACACAAAUUUUAGUCCAAUUUUCAGCUUUUUUAAAAUUUGCUAAUAGACAUUAGAGUUUAAUUUACCUAGUAUGCAAAAAAUGUAACAUGUAUAUGUGAGCUUGUUAAAGGAGACUGUACAAUAGGCCUGAAAGGCUACUUUGUACAUGCACAUGUUAACAGUGCUGCUGUCAUUAGCAGCCCUGUGACACAUUCAAAAUGGUACACUUUCUGAGAGGAGAUAAUAUUAAUGUUUGUCACACUUUCCUUUUUUGUGUUUUCAGCUGCCUUGCUUUUUUAAAUGCAUGUUCUUCCUAGAGGAUAUUUUUAUUGAGCUAGUAUCUCAUUUUGAAAACAAAUGAAUGCCUGAAGAGAGAGACACCCCGAGUGCAAAUGAAAAUGCCGUAUAUAUUUUGUUUUGUAAUAGAUAUAUAUUUAUUUAUUUAUGGAUGUGUUAGUUUUAAUCUUUAUAUUUUGCAUAGUCAGUUUUGUUUCAAAGGAGUACACUGAUUAUUUUUUAGCUGACCCGUUGGCCUUCCUGUCAUUAGGCGAUUAAAAUACAAAUACCAGAAUCGUGCACUUCCUUGUUAUCAUUGCUCUGUGAGCCUUCACAUUAAUUGGGUGGCCUUAAAAAUCAGCAAAAGCCAGCGCUGUGAAACAUAAACUGUUAUCAGCUCUUUUAUUCUGUAAUGAUUUCUCACAAUUUUAAUAGGUCUGCAGUUGUUCAAAGACUUUGUUGCCAAUUUAUAAGGCACACCUAGCUUCAGAGCAAGCCUAUACUGCAGGCCUUUUAACAAACCAGAACUUUACCAAGCUUCUGUUUUUGAUCUGGUUAUUUUUGUAGGCUAUAUUUACUAGUGCUAUGGCGAUUCAAUAUCUUUCAAUAUUAGUGAUGUCAUGUUUUUAUUAGUUGCAGUAUGAAGGGACUUCCUACUUCUAAUGGUUAUUUAAGAACUAAACCCACAAUGCAACAAAGUGUAGAGAUUGUGAGUUUGCUUUAAAAUAGGGUUGAAUACAUUGUGAUUUAUAAACUAAGCUCUGCAUUUGAUUGAUUGAUAUACCUUUAUUAGUCCCACAAGGGGAAAUUUCAGACUAAUUUGCAUGAAAUCUCCUUCUGUGCUGUACGUGGUGUGAAAGACACAGCAAGGAUUUUGGUAUCUGUCUUCUUUUCACUUAAUGGUUAAGUUAACCAAGGUCCUCAGUGUUUCAUAUAUUCCUUAAACCAUGUGAUGGUUUUGGAGUCCAGCCAUGCCACAUGCCACAUUACCAGUGUUAUGUUUGCUCACAUCCACUAAUUGAACUAUAAAUAAGCUACAGUAUGAUUCUGCUCUCUCUACAUGUGCUGUAGAUAUACUGAUUUACCGAGUUAUUGUAUAUUCAACAGUCUGAAAUGUUCUGAGUGGUGGCAUAACACAGACACAUUGCUUAAUUCACUCUGCUUAAUAAAUGGUAA